Saccostrea cuccullata (small rock oyster) is the source of this 2153-nucleotide messenger RNA. RefSeq lists its product as uncharacterized. The record is from RefSeq and is a predicted model, not a curated record. The transcript is spliced from 11 exons. Lineage: Eukaryota; Metazoa; Mollusca; Bivalvia; Ostreida; Ostreidae. Bases 145 to 1353 code for a protein of 402 amino acids.
CAUGAGUUUUCAGAGUUUAUACUUGUAGUAACUAGUUGUAGCCCGACACGGAAGUAAACGAGCAAAAAUCCUUUGUGAAGCAAGAAAUAGUCCUUGCAGAAUUUUAUACCUGAGAGUACAGUCCAGGACCAGUGAAGUACAAUCAUGGCUCAGUAUAAAAUUCCUGACCCUGAGGAGAUGAUUCCCUGCCCCUACGACAAGGUUCACAUGAUUAGGGCCAAAAGGAUGCAGUACCAUCUGAUGAAGUGCAGAAAGAACUAUGUUGGAAGCGACUUUGCCACUUGUCCUUUCAAUGCCAGGCAUGAGAUGCCCAAACCAGAGCUUCGUUAUCACUUAGCUAACUGUCCUGACAAGGCUGUCAUUGAGCCGAUGCUGGCCUAUGAGAGCAGUAAGAGGAAUGGAGAGGCGUCCAUGUUUAGAGGCUGUACUGAUCUACCUGUCUAUGAUAAUGUUGUAAUUAACAGUGAGGAAAACUGGGACGAUGAGAUUCCUUCUGUGGCCAGGAUCGGGGUGGAUCCACAAUUUUUUGCACGUCAGGACCACAUGAUUAUCCCAGGUCUGACAAAAUCAGAGAAGAGAGAGUUUGCCAAGCAGAUGCACAUUCCAGCAGAGGACAGGAAAUACUUGGCCCACUACAAGGAGGCAGAGGAGCCCAUUAAGGAUGAACAGCCCAAACUCCGCCUCCCAAAGACUGCAGCUCAGACUUAUCUCCCUCACCAAAAGAAGCUCGAUCAGCAUCCAUCGGCAGUGUUUGCAUAUUCAUUAUCCAUGGCCGGUGUGGGGCGAGGGCUUCCAGCCAGCAGUCAGAAUGGAGUAAUGAAUGGCUCUCAGAAUGCCCCACCUGGUAUGAGUAGAGGGAGGGGGCGUGGGUCCAGCCCCGCGGUGGGGAGGGGAAUCAGCGUGACUGAGAUGAACGGUGACGUACCUCGCUCUCUAGGACGGGGAAUGACCUACGGUGAGGUUCCCUCCUCGUCCCAGCAGGAAACCCCAGCAGUGAGACCAGCAGAGCCCCAGACUAACAGCCCGGUGUUUAGCGUGGGGAUCGGCAGGGGAUACAAAGUGCCUAAUGGAACAAUUUCACCUCCAUCCUUUGUGGUUCCUACAGUGCCCCAGCAGAAGAAUAAUGGAAAGGAAAAGGAAUCAGACUUGGAAUCAGAAGGCUCGCAGGUGAUUGAAGAUGUGGACAAGAAGCUCAAAAAGAUUGAGAAGAAGUUGAGACAGAUAGAGCUUCUGGAGGACAAGGUGGGGGAAGGAUACACCUUGACUAAGGAGGAGACUGCAAAGGUGAACAUGAAGGAGAGCCUUACAGCAGAGAGGGAGAAUCUACAGGAGAAUGCCAGGUUAAACAAGUAAAUGGAUAAAUGACUAGCAAGGAGGAGAGGAUUGUACUGUACAUAUAGUAGUUACUCAGGAUUGUUCUGUAUAUAUAGCUCUUGGAUGUGUUGCAGGAACUUUACAUCUUUUAUUUUAUACCCUUUUAUAUGACUUGUUUUAAGGGGAGUUUUAUUUCUAUACCCAAUGCUCAGAUAUAAAUUGUACUGAUAAUACCAAAGUUUUGUAAUUCUUUGUACUUUGUACAUUGAUGUUUGAGGUUUGUCUGAAGAUGUUUAAAUAAUCUUUAAUGUAGGAACUGAUUGGGUUUUCUGUUGUCAUUCUUCAUUUGUUUAUUUUUUUAAGCCUAUCUAGUAUUGUCAUUCUUGUGCUUUGUCCAUUUAGCACCAUAUGGUACACAAAAUUCUUUUUUGUAUAGAAAUGCAUUGUGACUUUUGCCUACUAUGAUUUUUCAGGGCAUUAUGAUAGGCAUGCUAAGUUAAAAAAAAAUUUCUUGUUGAGUGGCCCAGAGAAUUUUUAGGGCACAAAUAAAAGUAAUAUCUACACUUGAUACAUUUCAAAGAACCAAGAUGUUUUGAAGAUUGAAGAUACAAAAUGAGAUCUGACAGUGUACUUUCAUGUAACUCAUAAAGCAAUGUCAUCAAAAUGUAUAGACAAUUCAGCUGUUUUACCAUUACAUAUGCUGGUGAUGAUAAUAAAAUUGUUUUGGAAGUUAACAUUUUACACUUAACCAAGAUGGUUUUAUAUACUACCAUGUAUUUUACAGUACUGAUGUAUUUUAAAGUGCAAGUAUUGUUUAACAUAAAGGAAUGAAGAUAUUG